Microdochium trichocladiopsis is the source of this 2031-nucleotide messenger RNA. RefSeq lists its product as uncharacterized. The record is from RefSeq and is a predicted model, not a curated record. The transcript has a single exon. Gene Ontology annotation, cellular component: Prp19 complex; post-mRNA release spliceosomal complex; precatalytic spliceosome. Gene Ontology annotation, molecular function: protein binding. NCBI's taxonomy places the organism in Eukaryota, Fungi, Ascomycota, Sordariomycetes, Xylariales, Microdochiaceae. The coding region runs from base 1 to 2031 and encodes 676 amino acids. Gene Ontology annotation, biological process: mRNA splicing, via spliceosome; spliceosomal complex assembly.
AUGGAGUCUUCACGAGGGCCCCCGAGGGUCAAGAACAAGGGCGCGGCCCCUGUUCAGAUCUCUGCCGAACAGCUGUUACGAGAGGCAGUCGACCGGCAGGAGACCGGCGUUCAGGCGCCGACGCAACGCUUCGAGGACCUCGAAGAGCUACACGAGUUCCAGGGUCGCAAGCGCAAGGAGUUUGAGGACUAUGUUCGACGGAAUCGCGUGAACAUGAACAACUGGAUGCGCUAUGCCGCAUGGGAACUCGAACAGAAGGAGUUUAAGCGAGCGCGCUCCGUCUUUGAGCGCGCUCUCGACGUCGAUCCGUCCUCAGUCAUCCUUUGGAUUCGCUACAUCGAGGCCGAAAUGAAGAACCGUAACAUCAACCACGCCAGAAAUCUGCUGGAUCGGGCUGUUACAAUCCUACCACGCAUCGACAAGCUAUGGUACAAAUACGUCUACAUGGAGGAAAUGCUUGGAAACAUCCCAGGCACGCGGCACGUCUUUGAGAGGUGGAUGACAUGGGAACCUGAUGAGCAGGCUUGGAGUGCCUACAUCAAGUUGGAGAAGCGGUAUGGCGAGUUUCAACGUGCCCGUGAAAUCUUUGAGCGUUUCACGAUUGUCCAUCCGGAACCUCGCAAUUGGAUCAAGUGGGCGAAAUUCGAGGAGGAGGUGGGCACCAGCGACCUUGUCAGGCAGGUGUUCGGUGCGGCCAUCGAGUCGCUCGGAGAUGAAUUUGUCGAUGAGCGGCUUUUCAUUGCGUAUUCUCGCUUUGAGACGAAACUCAAAGAAUACGAACGAUCAAGAGCCAUCUACAAGUAUGCACUGGACAGGCUACCUCGAUCGAAAUCCAUGGCGCUACACAAGGCGUAUACGUCAUUUGAGAAGCAGUUUGGAGACAGAGAGGGUGUGGAGGACGUCGUUCUCUCCAAGCGCCGGAGGUUAUACGAGGACCAGAUCAAAGAAAACCCCAAAAACUACGACACCUGGAUUGACUACGCCAGGCUGGAGGAGACUUCGGGAGACGUGGAUCGGGUUCGGGACGUAUAUGAACGUGCUGUGGCGCAGGUGCCUCCAACGCAAGAAAAGCGGCAUUGGCGGCGGUAUAUCUAUUUGUGGCUCUUCUAUGCUAUAUGGGAAGAGACGGAAGCCAAAGACAUUGACCGAGCACGCCAGAUCUAUAAGCUCUGUCUCAACCUUGUACCGCACAAGAAGUUCACGUUCGCCAAGAUAUGGCUACUCAAAGCUCAGUUCGAAGUGCGGCAAGGCGAUCUUUCGGCGAUGCGCAAGACCAUGGGCCAGGCGAUUGGGAUGUGCCCCAAAGACCGCCUCUUCAAAGGAUAUAUCGACCUCGAGCUCAAGCUUUUUGAGUUUGUGCGAUGCCGGACCCUCUAUGAAAAGCAUGUCGAAUGGAACCCCGCGAAUGGUCAAACAUGGAUCAAAUUCUCCGAGCUGGAACGCGGCCUGGGCGACCUUGAGCGCGCUCGCGCAAUCUUCGAGCUGGCGAUCCAACAAGAUCUGGAUAUGCCAGAGCUCGUAUGGAAAGCUUACAUUGACUUUGAGGAAGAGGAAGGGGAGUACGAGAGGACACGGGCGCUGUACGAGAGGCUUCUCGAGAAGACGGACCAUGUCAAGGUGUGGAUCAGCUUUGCUCACUUCGAAAUCAACAUUCCCGAGGAGGAAGAGGUGGAAACGGAAGACGACGAGCAGCCAGUGUCCGAGGAAGCAAAGGACCGUGCGCGCCAGAUUUUCAACCGCGCACACAAGAGCAUGCGGGAGAAGGAGCUCAAGGAGGAGCGGGUGUCGCUUCUCAACGCCUGGCUGUCCUUUGAGCGCACGCAUGGAUCAGCCGACGAUGUGGACAAGGUGCAGAAGCAGAUGCCGCGCAAGAUCAAGAAGCGGCGGGCGCUGGAGGACGGCACAAUGGAGGAGUACAUCGACUACGUCUUCCCCGCGGACGACGAGCAGAAGCAGAAUUUGUCGCAGAUGAUGGCCAUGGCUGCUGCGUGGAAGCAGAAUGCGGCUGGUGGCCUUGGGAGCAGUGGUUGA